AUGAAGCUUCUCUUACCAAUUACCAGCCUCCUAGGUUCAACAGCCGCCGUGGUGAACAUACUGCUGCCCCUCUAUGUGUACCCAAUCAAUAAUCUAGAGAAGCCUUACGAUGGCACCGUGGACUGGCAAGCAGCUAUUGCCGCCAUUGACGCCCAUCCGGACCUGACUUUCAACGUCAUCAUCAACCCCAACAGCGGUCCGCCAUUCGCUUCCGAAGACGGUAUCAAGAUCGACUGGGCCCAGUGGAUCGGUCAAAUCAACAACCGUCCCAACGCCGUGACCCUGGGUUACGUCUCGACUCUCGGCACGGUGCAAGCCCAGCCACGCGACAUCGCCGUCGUGAAGCAGGGGAUCGAAACCUACGCCGCCUGGGAUACGACCCUCGGUUGGGACGGCAACUCCUGGGACAUACACGUGGACGGCAUCUUCUUUGACGAAGUCAACACCGCACCGGCGCAGCUCCAGUACUACACCGACGUCACAAACUACGCCAAGUCCACGACGGGCGUGGUGGUCCUCAAUCCGGGCGUCGCCGUUAACCCCGCCAGCGCCUCGCUCUACAACGUGGCUGAUGCGAUACUGUCCCUGGAGACGUGUUACACGGCCGAUCCCGAUGCACCGCAGGAUCGGUGCCCGAGGAACACGUACACGCCGUUCACGCCCGCCUCGCUGAGCGCGCUGCCGACGGACGCGGCGCAGAGGGCCAAGUCUGCUGUCCUGGUGCACGACUUUUACGACGACUGGGAGCCGUAUCAGCCUGCUCCUGUGGCAACUCUCCAGAGUGACAUCAACGCCAUUGUUGCGCGGGGUGUGCAUAGCUUGUAUAUUACGCAAUGGGGUUAUAACGAGAGCUUCACGCGGGAACCGGCCAGUGUUGGGACUGUCUCGAAUCUGCUGGCGCUAGCUCAAGGUCUUGCAUCUGGUGUGCCUCUUUAA
Molecule: messenger RNA, 936 nt
Organism: Colletotrichum orchidophilum
Lineage: Eukaryota; Fungi; Ascomycota; Sordariomycetes; Glomerellales; Glomerellaceae
Exons: 1
Coding region: 1-936 (311 amino acids)
Source: RefSeq, a predicted model, not a curated record